AUUUCGCUAUCGGCCUUUGUCGCGCCAACCUCGUUUGUAGUCGUGCGAUUACAACGCUCCCAGUGUCACGGGUUUGAGAGGCAAAAAUCGAAAUCUUCGCGCAUUGUCUGUCAUUCAAAAUUUUUAUUUGAAUUUCUUCACAAUCUAAAAAAAAACAUGGGUGUUCCUGCUGGCAAUGCUGAGAAUGGAAAGAAGAUCUUCGUCCAAAGAUGUGCCCAGUGUCACACUGUUGAGUCUGGCGGCAAACACAAAGUAGGACCCAACCUACAUGGAUUCUUCGGUCGCAAGACUGGUCAAGCAUCUGGCUUUGCUUACUCAGAUGCGAACAAAGCCAAAGGUAUCACCUGGAAUGAGGACACCCUCUUUGAAUACCUCGAGAACCCCAAGAAAUACAUCCCUGGAACCAAAAUGGUGUUCGCCGGCUUGAAGAAGCCCAACGAGCGCGCAGAUCUUAUUGCCUAUCUAAAGGAUGCUACUAAGUAAAUCAUUUUUAGGAAAUAGUACGAAGUAGGAAGGAAGUUCCAUAAUAUUUCUGGAAUUUUCUUUCUAUUUUUAGCCCAAUCAGUAUCAUCAAUUUGCAUAUUGCAAUAGUGAUAGUUGCAAAAUGUUUAGGCAAAUAUUUACUCAUUACCAUGUCAUAUUUAUUGUAGUCGUACUGAGUGUAACUGUGAGCGAUGGAUACCUAACAACAAUGAUGUGAGUUAUUUGAUGUUAUUAAAUUAUUAAUUGACGUCACAUUUA
Ostrinia furnacalis (Asian corn borer) is the source of this 741-nucleotide messenger RNA. RefSeq names its product cytochrome c. The coding region runs from base 157 to 483 and encodes 108 amino acids. The transcript has 4 exons. Lineage: Eukaryota; Metazoa; Arthropoda; Insecta; Lepidoptera; Crambidae. The record is from RefSeq and is a predicted model, not a curated record. Gene Ontology annotation, molecular function: electron transfer activity; heme binding.